AUGUCCACCCUCACUGGAGAACUACGGGAUCAAGAAUCCGAGAUAGUCAACAAUUUCUUGAGCUCAAAAUCGGCAAUUUUUGCCAAACUGCUGAAGGUUCAAGACGAAGUAUGGAAGUGUCCUAAAGCCGAUGAAUACUUCAGGAAUCAAAAGGCGCGUGCUGUUCAAUCCGUGUCCGAAGAACAAAAGGCAGGUUUUUUCAAUAUGAUGACGAGGAUCGGUGACAACUUCCAAGAUCAAGAGAAGUUGAUCCCUCCUCCGUGGAAGAGAAUGAACUUUGAUGUUCUUGAUCUUUGUAUGGCCCCUGGAGGCUUCUCCGCUACGGUCUUGAAAUACAAUCGUUUCGCACAAGUGUGUGCCAUCAGUCUACCCACGAACGAAGGUGGACUUGAGAUUUAUCUUCCAGGCUGGCAGGAAAAAAAACGGCUCAAAGUUCAAAUGUUGAAUCUCGCCAUGCUUUCCGCAGAGCUUGGGUUUCCGGACUUGGCCUCAGCGGAUCAACCCUCGACAUCUAAGUUUUCGAAUCAUAUACCGUAUGCAGGACAAAAAUUCGACUUGAUUUUUUGUGAUGGACAUGUUCUUCCUUCAGCUGAUCCAGAACAGGAUUUGACGUCCCAGCGUAGACUUGCAGAUGCUCAGAGUGUCAUGGCAUUGCAAAGAGUCAAGUCUGCCGGGACCAUUGUGGUGCUUUUGCACCAGGUCUACAACCCGCGGGUUUUGCGGCUUCUGGAAGCAUUUGACAGAUUCUCCCAAAUCACACUUUUCAAACCGCCCUUUUGUCACGCAAAAAGGACUUCAUUCUAUCUCGUGGCGAAAAAUGUGGACCCUCAACAUGAGGUCGCGUGCCGUUUGAUUCGGGAUAUGAGAAAUUCAUGGAGGCUACGUACGGGCAAUGCUUUUGGUCUAGAGAUUCCUAAAGAUCUCAAGGAGCCACAAGACGAAGAGGAGUCUCUGGAAGGUAUCAUGCAGUCAUUUGGAGCGAAAUUGAUCACCCUCGCCGAGCCUUUAUGGAAGAUUCAGACAGAGGCUAUGGAGAAGGCAUUCUUGCGAUGA
Messenger RNA from Penicillium longicatenatum, 1053 nucleotides. RefSeq lists its product as uncharacterized. Bases 1 to 1053 code for a protein of 350 amino acids. Gene Ontology annotation, biological process: methylation. Gene Ontology annotation, molecular function: methyltransferase activity. The record is from RefSeq and is a predicted model, not a curated record. NCBI's taxonomy places the organism in Eukaryota, Fungi, Ascomycota, Eurotiomycetes, Eurotiales, Aspergillaceae. The transcript has 2 exons.